Hypoxylon fragiforme is the source of this 1822-nucleotide messenger RNA. RefSeq lists its product as uncharacterized. The record is from RefSeq and is a predicted model, not a curated record. Bases 615 to 1646 code for a protein of 343 amino acids. The transcript is spliced from 2 exons. Lineage: Eukaryota; Fungi; Ascomycota; Sordariomycetes; Xylariales; Hypoxylaceae.
GGAACAACAACUCCGAUAUUAACAGUUGCCGCGGCCUCUUCCGCAACGAAACAAACACGAAUACUAUGUCACAUCAGAUACAACGACACAUUUAUAGAUCGUCAUUACCAUACCUCAAGUCGGCUUAGAUACUUUAAAUGUUUGUUGAUUAGGUUAUAUUCUCAUACACCUAAUACACCUAAAUCUCCUAGGGCGAUAUCCAAGCUGAAGAUAAGGCCUUGCAAUGCUUGCAUCCAUCAGACUCAAGCAACGAAAUUGAACGAAUACGGACCAGAGACUACGCAACCAGUGCCAACCACACAUACAUGGUCACAUACAUAGUCACAUACAUAGUAUCAGUAUCUACCAUUCAGGUUAUCUGCAGAUGUCUUACAUUUCACUCACAUGCCUCUAUUCUCGGCCUAUCGAUUAUCUUCCACUCCUUUACCGCUCGUCUCCUACCCGUCUCCCUUGUAUUUUUUUUUUCUUUUUUUUCUUUUUUUUCUUUUUUUUCUUUUCCUCAUUAUACUCAUAACAUUUAUCUCGAGUCCACCUUUAAGUGAAUCGUCAUGUGCCACGGCGCUGCCGCGUAAUCAUUUGGUAGGGCUUUGAAGUAGGCACUAGAGUCAAGUUUCAUGGACCUUGACACUGUAAGCGACCUCGUUGAGACAUUGGUGGCGACCUACGAAGCGGCUCUUGAGUACUACACCGAGUGGCGGCACCGACAAUGGCGCGCGAACCAUUAUCCAUCACGUACCCAAGAUGUCCCUUAUAGUAGCAAGGCUUGUGCCUUGCAUGCGUCUUUAAGUCAUUCAGCCUGGAAGAUUAGGGAAACUUAUGAGAACAGAACCGAGAUUCUUGGUGAUGGAUACGCAAUCGGGGAUGAAAUAUGCCGCCGAAUACUACAGGACGACCUCAAGCGUCUGCAAAGCCAAUUAAACCCACUGCGCGAAGUGACACAAGCAGAGGACAACUCGCUUCCACUGUUUGCAAUGGUACGUGCCUCGGAAGACGUCCGGGUCUCUUGCUUGGCCGCUUUAGCCGAUCAAUAUAAACGCGUUGCCGUCGGCCGGCUGUUGCCCCGAACUCUACCUAGCAGAGCCUAUCAGCAGUCGAGACGUAGUAGUAUGAUGAGUGAUGAUAGUACAGUGAAGCCAGCCGAUGAUGAUGGCUCAGUCCAUACAGACGUUUCGGAAGACACGCACAUCACUUCCUCCACGACCAGCCUCAAGUCUCCUUACUCGCAAUCGGAACCCCCUUCUCCGCCCCCAACUCCCAACUUAAUUUCCCAUAAUCGUCAUUCCACUUACUCCUCCAUGACCAGCCCUGGUUGGCAGGUUGACAAUAGCGUAUUCAGCAUGUUCUGCCCCGAGGCACUGAAAUAUCAAAUUAACCCACGAAAAGCGAUACCGCAACAUCACGCUUGUAGAUGCGGAUAUGAAUGGUAUGGGGAUCAUACCAAGUGCUGGAAAGCCACGGUGCUGAAGGAAGGGUUCAAGCUUUCGCCUAGGUUUCUUGGUAAAUCACAUCACGAAGACGGGUUCGGCUGUGUGUUAUGUGUUUCGAGCGGGAAAACACCAACGUACGGCAGUGUCGGGGAGUUGAGAGAUCAUAUCAAUGUGUCUCACACCAAAUGGCAAAUACUCCACGACCGAGACCUGACAUAGCUAAAUGCCAUCCCAGCAGUUUGUGAUAUUUCCUAACCUACCCUAGGGAAAUACCUUUGAGCUCUGUUUUCAUUCGAUCGAGGAGUGUCACAAAAGCUCUGGUAUCAAUCUCGGCUUAAUCGAGUUUAGGGCCCUACUAUUUAACGGAGCCUUCAAUUGCCCCGAGACGGGCCAGG